Molecule: messenger RNA, 3103 nt
Organism: Plasmodium cynomolgi strain B
Lineage: Eukaryota; Apicomplexa; Aconoidasida; Haemosporida; Plasmodiidae
Exons: 4
Source: RefSeq, a predicted model, not a curated record
AUGAACAAGUCGAUUGGGGCACAAAUCUCUCGCAGUUGGAACAACAAGGCCUGGGGAAAUUUCUCCCAAAGUAGGUAUGUCUCAACCAACUUUGAAUACAGCCCCUCAAGUACAGUCUCCAAAUUUAAGGCCAUCCCUAUUGUCGAACGAGAUUCAACAAAAUGGCAGAAAUCACCCCAGCGUGUGAUGAAGGCACAACAGACAUUCCCUGAUAACAACGAUGCAUUUUUCGAACUAAUUAAAAAAAGUUCAAAAAAUAAAAAAGAAAAGAAUGACCUCUCUCUUUGGAAUAAGUAUUGUAGAGAAAUGGAUUAUAAAAAUGACCGCCUUAUCAGUGAGGUGCUAAAUCGGUGUAUUCUGCGGCUUGGCGAAUUUGACCUCGUGCACAUGUGUGCUCUGCUGAACGCGUUGGGGCGGAUGCACUUCCGGAGCGCCUACUUUUUGGACGAGGUGCGAAAGAAGUUGAUGCGUGAGGGGGACGCCUACUUUGAGCGGCACUCGCCGCAUUACGUGUGUCUCUUGGUGAACAGCCUGGCCAAGCUGGGCGGCGCGCCGGAAGGGACUAACAGGGAGAGCAGCCCUGAGCGUGGCCAUGAGUGUAGUCGUGAGAGUAGCCCUGAGAUUACCCCUGAGAGUAGCCCUGAGAUUACCCCUGAGAGUAGCCCUGAGAGUACCCCUGAGCGUGGCGGGGUCCAGCCGGGUAACGAAGAGGGGAGUAGUGAUACAACCAUCGCGGGCGAAGAGCGCAGCGGUGAUGACGGCGCGCCUGAGAGGCAGCUUCUGCCCCGCAUGGUCCAAAGAAUCCAACACAGGCGCGUAGCGGAGUACAGCCUGGUAGGAAUGAGCCUUCUCCUGUACAACGUUUCCAAGUUAGGCCUCCACAAGUAUUACCACCUAUUCGGUCAGUUUGAAAAACACAUAGUGAAGGUAAAAAACGACCUGAACAUGAUCCAGCUGGUUAAUAUAUUAACAGCAUAUGAUAAGGCGUCCCUCUUGAGUUUGUCUUUUCUGGACGAACUUUUACACAGCCGAGUUCUGCAAGGUGGAGAAAAAAAUCGAAAAUGUUGUGUUCACCAUUUGGCUAGACUACUAAACGUUUCCCUUUCGUUCGUUCUCUAUACAAAGGAGAGGAGGAGGAGUAUACCAGCAGGGGGAAGCGAUGCGUUACGCCGGAUAGGGAAACAGAGUGUUCAUAUGUUUAGCGAGAUGUACAAACAGCUAGACAAGUGUAGGGGGAAGGACCUGCCCUUGGUAUGUCAAACGUUAAGUAGAAACAGAAGACUCAUCAUUGGAAGAAGGGGACAAAGUGGCUCCGGGGGGGAUUCCCCCUAUUUGAGCUUCUCCCCCCCAAGGUGUAUACUCAACCCCCUUUUUGAAAAAAUAACAGCAGGGGUGAAAACAUACAUUAACACGUACAACCAUGUGGAGCUCUCCACUAUCCUAUACUGCCACGCAAGUUACAGCAUCCGAGACAUGACCCUUUUUCAUCUCAUCAAACUCAGAUCCUUAAAAAUAUUUUCAUCCUUUGGACAUAAAUCUUUUUCCUUUCUCUUUAAUGCAUUUAAACGUAUGAACAUAGAAGAUGUCAUUUUUGAAAAUUCUUGUCUGAAUAAAAUGGCACAGUUAGGUCAUUUUAGCUGCGCGCAAACUUUUUGGCUGACCCUCUCGGCCUACGCCUCCGUGAGGGAGGACAGACAGAGGGAGGACCUUUCCCGUUUGAUGUUUUCAAAUUUUAGGAAAGUGAUUUUCAGCGCUGCUUCUGCGGGUGAUGCUUCUGCUGGUGAUGCUUCUCCUAGUGGUGCUUCUCCUUGUGACGCUUCUCCUAGUGGUGCUCCCCCCAACGUGGGCCACCAGAUCAGCCAGCUGACGAGCCUCCUCACCAAGGUGCGGAAAAUCCCCCCCGCCAAGGUGCUGCACCUCCUGACAAGUCGCUACCCAAAUUACGAACACACCCUGUCAACGGCUAGCUGCACAACUCUCCUCAUUUCAGUGUCCAACCUGUGUGCAACCCUAACCGACAAGGAAACGAAGCCAUCCUGGAAGAACUACUACCACUUUGUAAAUUCCCUAACGAAAAAAAUUCUGUCAGCUAGCCAUUUGUACAAAAGUAAAGAUCUGUUAAUAAACUUCCUACACGGCAGUGGGAAGACUUUCUCUUCUUUCUCUAAAUGUAUAACAGUAGAUGAAAAAAAAAAGUUUUAUUUUGAGGAGAUUCUCAGAAUAGUAUUACCACAUGUGUAUUCUUUUAUUGGAGAAAUGAAUAUGGGAGAAAUUGCUGUCCUGGUGGAGUGCCUUAGGAAGGAGAAUUACUCCUGGGAGGCAGUGGCCGUGGUGGGCUCGGCCAGUGGCAUGCAGUUCGACGAUCUUGGGGGGGCGGUUCUGCGCAGGGUGAAGCGGCUGUUGCGUGCAGGGGAAGGAGUCACAAAGGAGGGGGCGGCAAAGGGGGAGGCAAACGUGGAGCUGACAGACGUGGAGUUGACAGACGUGGAGCUGACAGACGUGGAGUUGACAGACGUGGAGCUGACAAACGUGGAGUUGACAGACGUGGAGCUGACAGACGUGGAGACGGCUAACAUACGAAUCGCCAACGCAAUCACCGUUUGGAGGGGGUUGCUGAGUCUGGGACUUCACGACAAGGAGUUAUUCCAAUUGAUGGUCCAACGGUGCAUCCUGUCCUCGCCAUGCCUAUCGUCCGUCACGUCUUUGUCUCAAGCCAUACACUACGUGUGCGUGUACAGCACGACCAGUGAGCCCAUUCCGAAGAAGCGCCACAUAAGGCUAUUGCAGUUUUUACUUAACAGUGUACACAGGUUGAUGGUUAACGAGGGGGUGGUUCAUUUAAAGUGCAGAGUUGAAGAUGAUGAAGACGAUGGGGGGGAUGAAGACGAUGGGGGGGAUGAAGACGAUGGGGGGGAUGGAGGCGAUGAAGACGAUGGAGUCCUCCUUCUCUCCGAAGUAAACUUAAGAAGAUUUACCAAGGAGCCUCUUUUGGGGAAGGCCCUCACAGGCCCUUCUUUGUUGCAUUUUUAUUUGACCAUUUUGAAAAUAACUGAACAAGUCAGGCAAAAAAAAAAAGUCAAUAUCAGCCAUUUCGAAGAGACGA